CUCACCCCAUUUCUCACAAUCUCACUCACACAACAGAAUCAAUAGAAUUGGAGAGAGAAAAAAACCCAGAAAAACAAGAAAGAGAAAAAAAACCCAGAAAAACAAUGGCAGCCUACAAUUCCGAAUCUGAAUCCCAAGACAAAACCAUAAUUUCUACAACCACCAACAACCAAACAACAACCCCAAAUUUCGAUCAUCAAGAAGAUGAAGAAGAGGUGAUUGUAUAUGAACCAAAAUCCAGAAUCAGGAAACCCAGAAAGAGGGUACCGCAGGUUUGUUUAGAAGGAUACGUUGAACCCUCUGAUGACGAUGAUUUACCUCGAACAAAGAGCUUAACUGAUGAUGAUCUUGAUGAAUUAAAGGGUUGUGUUGAUUUAGGGUUUGGGUUUAGUUAUGAUGAAAUUCCUGAACUUUGUAAUACUUUGCCUGCUUUGGAGCUUUGUUAUUCUAUGUCUCAGAAGUUUCUAGAUGAUUAUCCUAAUCAACAACAACACCAUCAACAAAGUUUGAAUCAUGCUAAUAAUACUAAUGAUACGGCGUCGUCUUCUGGGUCUGAAUCUUCUAGUCCUAUGCCUACUUGGAAGAUCUCUAGUCCUGGUGAUCAUCCUGAAGAUGUCAAAGCAAGGCUAAAAUUUUGGGCUCAGGCCGUGGCGUGCACUGUCAAAUUAUGCAGCUAGAUUGCAGCGGCAAUGCUGUCGACUGAUUUUAUCAGUCUAAAGACAAAAGAAUGUCCUAUUUUCCCUAAAAGAUGAAAAGUCAAAAAAACUUUCGUAAUCAAAAUGGAUCGAUCUUUGAAUGGGAAGAUGAACAUGCUAGGACCGUCAAAGUUCAGAACUUUGCGACCGAAUUUUGGACAAGAUGGAAUCAGAACCAUUAGAGAAGAGGACCGUGUCAGGUCUGAGAUUAAUCAACUACCGAUGAUGGUCUGACAUUUAGUGCUCGGCUUAGAUUUUAGCUUGUGAUUAUUUGUAAUGAUAGAUGAAAUAAAAGAGAUGAAAGUGGAAUAAAACUUACUUCUUCAAUCAUUUAAUUGGUUUGUGCAA
Molecule: messenger RNA, 1043 nt
Organism: Chenopodium quinoa (quinoa)
Lineage: Eukaryota; Viridiplantae; Streptophyta; Magnoliopsida; Caryophyllales; Amaranthaceae
Exons: 2
Coding region: 105-677 (190 amino acids)
Source: RefSeq, a predicted model, not a curated record